Messenger RNA from Cutaneotrichosporon oleaginosum, 929 nucleotides. RefSeq lists its product as uncharacterized. The record is from RefSeq and is a predicted model, not a curated record. NCBI's taxonomy places the organism in Eukaryota, Fungi, Basidiomycota, Tremellomycetes, Trichosporonales, Trichosporonaceae.
AUCGUCAUGAACUCUGAUCACAUUGAGGUUAGCACGAGUCAAGUCGCAGACGUGCGCGACGGAUCUCUCACAAGCGUCACUACGCUUUCCUCCCCGCCCCUCCCCCACUCCUCCACCGACCCGUCCUCAACAGUGACCACGGGGCCUGCACCUCCACCUACACCUGAGUGCGAGCUGCGCAGCCGGAGCCUUCUCCUCCAUACCCCGAGUGGCCCGGUGCGCGUGGACCCCGUUGCUCCUGGCGACCUCGUUACUGAAACAUUUCCACCACCGCCACCCUCCGAUCCCGUUGAGGUCUCGCUUCACACCUCUUUGCCGUACGGCCGCGUGUUCUCGGCAUUCGCAGCGACUGCUGCCGUCGGAGAAGGGGUGGAGGUCGUCGCCAAAAUCGCGCAUGCUUCGCCAGCCGUGCGCGAGGAGGUGGCCUGGGAGGCAUGGCUCUACGUCCAGCGGCUGAUUAUACCCGUCGUCCCGCACUUCCAUGGCCUCUUCGCUGGCGGCGGACACCUCGUGGCGCUCCUCGAGCCGGUCGGACAUGAGGUCGUCGUGGGCGCUCUGUCAGUGUCCGAACAGUAAGUCCGCAACCAAAGUACGCUGAGAUCAGACAAGCCAUCAUCGCCGCCUACGCCGCCCUACACGCCGCUGGCGUGGUGCACCGCACCUCCAAGCCCAAGCACUGGAUGACAUCUUCCACUGGGUUGCGGCUCAUCGACUUUGGCGAUAGCGCGGUGCUCGAGGCUCCCGAUGUGCCUGAUUGGGCGCCGCGCGGGCGCGUGCUGUCGCAGGAGUUCUUCAAAGCGCUCGCCGACGACGAGAUGGUGCGUGUGCGGCACGCUCUUGGAAUAUGACUCAGCUCUAUGAUAAUGCAGUUUCAUGCCAUUUUUGGGCUCUCCUCCUCUCUCGGACCUGAGGCUGGAUGCCUACCUUGU